AUAAUCGACGAUUAAAGGUAGAGAAAAAGGCAAAGGAAGUAAUUGAUCGGAAUUGAGAAUGGAGACAGUAAUGGAAGAUGUGGAAGAAUACAACUACCGAGAAGUGAGGCUUCCGUCUCUGAUCCCAGUGGUGCCAGAGCCAGAGCUUGAGAGGGAAACAGGGGAAAGGAGAAGAGGAAGGGACAUAGUCAUAGCCAUAGAUCAUGGCCCCAAUAGUAAACACGCCUUUGAUUGGGCUCUCAUACAUCUUUGUAGGCUCGCUGACACUAUCCAUCUCGUUCACGCCGUUUCUGAUGUGAAGAACCAAGUCGUUUAUGACGUAACCCAGAGCCUGAUGGAGAAAUUAGCAGUUGAGGCUUUUGAAGUCGUAAUGGUGAAAACAGUAGCUAGGAUUGUGGAAGGUGAACCAGGAAAAGUAAUUUGCAAGGAAGCAGAGAGGAUCAAACCCGCAGCAGUGGUUAUGGGGAGCAGAGGCAGAAGUUUGAUUCAAAGCGUGCUACAGGGAAGUGUUGGUGAGUACUGCUUUCACCACUGUAAAGCAGCACCAGUUGUUAUUGUUCCUGGAAAAGAUGCGGGAGAUGCCUCAAUCAUCUAAUCCAAUUAUGUUGUAGAAGAUUGUGUUUUGUAUAUCGCCUUUGUUUUGUUUUUUUUUUUUGUAUCUAACUUGGAAUACUAGUGUGAAGAUUGAUUCUAAUUCAUUUGAAAGAAAUAGAGCUU
Molecule: messenger RNA, 717 nt
Organism: Abrus precatorius (Indian licorice)
Lineage: Eukaryota; Viridiplantae; Streptophyta; Magnoliopsida; Fabales; Fabaceae
Product: universal stress protein PHOS32
Exons: 5
Coding region: 59-595 (178 amino acids)
Source: RefSeq, a predicted model, not a curated record